AUGCAGGCCAAGACAGGAAGUGGCUCGGAGCAAGCCCCUCUAAUUUGGGGGGCAGUGAAGGAAUUGCAAGAGGGCUUCAACGGUCACCAGUGCUCGCUGCCCUACCUUCUUGGCGUCUUGCAGAGCCUUCAACGCACCCUUGAGGAAACGCGACACGUCUACAACAACGCGCUUAAGCAACGCGAUGAGGCUCGUGGGAAGCUUAUUGCGGCGCAGAAUAGUUUGGCGGCGGUGGAGCGGGUUGUCAGCCAGUAUGCCUCCGUAAAGGAUCCCGUGGUGGCAUCGGACGGGUUUACCUACGAGAACGUUUCAAUACGGGAGUACUUGCGGGAGUGUGCGAACACCAACACCAAGGCGUAUUCUCAGCUUACGAAGGAGGAGCUGCUAGAGGUGGUGGUCCCCAACCAAACCCUGCGGCGCCUUGUCCACAUGCUGCAGUCGGUUCGAACCAGCGAGGUACCUCCCAUAUCGCAGCGUCGCCCCAUUCCUCCCUACACGCCGCAGCAGAGUGAUGCGAACUGGAAGGGCAAUAACGCGAACAACAACGGUGCCAACAGCGGCAACGGCCUUAACUGGGCGGAUGAGGAAGUCAACCCAGGAGCAACACCCAUCCGUGUGGCGGAGUUGGAGGCGUCGCUUGCGAAGGCGGCCACUGCUGGCAGUCUCAAUGCUUCCCAAAGCAGCAAUGCUGUUCCAUCCUCCACUACCGCCAACGUCAACACCAACGUCAACGCCAAUGCUAACGCCAACACUAGCAACACAACUGGACGACGCUGGGAGACACGGCAGUCGCAGAGUGCCGGCAACGGUGCCAAGCUUUCCAAUAAAAAACAUCCCUGCCUUCGUGUCUAUGGCCACUGCAACUUCCUUGACGAUUGCGCCUUUGCAAACUACCCAUACGAAGCAUGCCUAAACAACAUCAAGGGCAAGUGCCGUUUUGGGCAGCACUGCAAGGAGCUGCACGUGAAUCCCACCCACUCUCGCUACCCGGGGCAACGCAAAAGCAGCAGCAGCAAUCAACAAUUUAACCGUGUCCUCUCACCUGUACAGGCGGAGGAAAAGGACACCAGUGUGAAGGACAAGCGGAGCACGAAGGACAAGGGGAGCAGCAAGAAUAGCAGUGCGAGGGGGGAGGCAAACAGCAAGGAAGGCGCUGGGGAGCAGCAGGAGGUGAAGUCAACGCUGACCCCGACGCCAGCGACGGCGGCCGAGCCACGGGGUGAGACAACUCCCCCUGUGGCCGAAGAGACGGUGUGA
This is a messenger RNA of Trypanosoma conorhini, 1257 nucleotides long. RefSeq names its product putative RNA-binding protein. The record is from RefSeq and is a predicted model, not a curated record. Gene Ontology annotation, molecular function: metal ion binding. The transcript has a single exon. NCBI's taxonomy places the organism in Eukaryota, Euglenozoa, Kinetoplastea, Trypanosomatida, Trypanosomatidae. Bases 1 to 1257 code for a protein of 418 amino acids.